AUGACUGUCAACCACGAGCCUGCUCACGUCAUGCCUGCCAACCAAGACCAAGAGCUGGCUCACCUCAUGCCUGCAAACCAAGAACCUGCUCACCUCAUUCCUGCAAACCAAGAGCCUGCUCACGUCAUGCCUGUCAACCACGAGCCUGCUCACGUCAUGCCUGCCAAACAAGAGCCUGCCCACGUCAUGCCUGCCAACCAAGAGCCUGCACACGUCAUGUACCAAGCGCGUGCUCACCUCAUGCCUGCCAACCAAGAGCCUGCUCACCUCAUUCCUGCAAACCAAGAGCCUGCUCACGUCAUGCCUGUCAACCAUGAGCCUGCUCACGUUAUGCCUGCCAAACAAGAGCCUGCCCACGUCAUGCCUGCCAACCAAGAGCCUGCCAACCAAGAGCCUGCACACGUCAUGCGUGCCAACCAAGAGCCUGCUCACUUCACGCCUGCCAACCAAGAGUCUUGCUCAAAGCCUGCUCACAUCAUCCUUGCCAACCAAGAGCCUGCUCACGUCAUGCCUGCCAACCAAGACCCUGCCCACGUCAUGCCUGCCAACCAAGAGCCUGCUAACGUCAUCCCUGCCAACCAAGAGCCUGCUAACAUCAUCCCUGGCAACCAAGAGCCUGCUCACGUCAUGCCUGCCAACCAAGACCCUGCCCACAUCAUGCCUGCCAACCAAGAGCCUGCGCUCACAUCAUGCUUGCCAACCAAGACCCUGCCCAUGUCAUGUCUGUCAACCAAGAGCCUGCUAACGUCAUCCCUGCCAACCAAGAGCCUGCUCACGUCAUGCCUGCCAACCAAGACCCUGCCCACACCCUGCUCAUUUAAUGCGUGCCAACAUGAGCCUGCUCACGUCAUGCUUGUCAACCAAGAGCCUUCUCACGUCAUGCCUGCCAACCAAGAGCCUGCCCAGGUCAUCCCUGCCAACCAAGAGUCUGCCAACCAAGAGCCUGCCCACGUCAUGCUUGCCAACCAAGAGCCUGCUCGCGUCAUGCUUGCCAACCAAGAGUGUGCUCACAUCAUGCUUGCCAACCAAGAGCCUGCACACGUCAUGCCUCCCAACCAAGAGCCUGCACACGUCAUGCCUGCCCACAUCAUGCCUGCCAACCAAGAGCCUGCUCACGUCGUGCCUGCCAGGCCAGAGCCAGCUCGGUGCCGGCCAAUCCAGACCCUGUUCAGUGCCUGCCAAGCCACAGCCUGCUCAGUGCCUGCCAAGACAGAGCCUGCUCUGUGCCCACCAUGUCAGACCCUGCUCUGUGCCUGCCAAUCCUGA
Messenger RNA from Misgurnus anguillicaudatus (oriental weatherfish), 1266 nucleotides. The record is from RefSeq and is a predicted model, not a curated record. NCBI's taxonomy places the organism in Eukaryota, Metazoa, Chordata, Actinopteri, Cypriniformes, Cobitidae.